Molecule: messenger RNA, 1164 nt
Organism: Dictyostelium purpureum
Lineage: Eukaryota; Evosea; Eumycetozoa; Dictyosteliales; Dictyosteliaceae
Exons: 3
Coding region: 1-1164 (387 amino acids)
Source: RefSeq, a predicted model, not a curated record
AUGAAUAAAGAGGAAAAAAGAGAAUUGAAUAAAGCAUAUAAAGAUAGUAAAAUUCCUGACCUUCGAAAAAAUUUACAAAUUUUUAAAAAUCAUUUUGGUUUUUUGGUAUUUAACCAUAUGAAUAAACAAAUUGUUAUAAAAGAAAAUAUUAGAUUAGCAAUUAAUAAAUUACAUGAAAGGGUUUAUAGUAAAUGUAAAGAGUGUAUAGAAUUUAAUAAAUUUAGAAAUCAAAAAGAUAUAAAAACACCAACACCAACACCAACACCAACACCAACUCCACUAGUAAUGAAACAACAAAAUAAAAAAAAAAUAAAAAUUAUAGAUGACAGCGAAUCUGAAGAGGAAAAAGUCCAAAGAAAUAGUAGUUUAAACAAAAAAAAAAAAAUAAAAAUUAUAUAUCCAGCUGACAGCGAAUCUGAAGAAGAAAAAGUCCAAAGAAAUAGCAGUAGUUUACCUGAAAGUAAUUGGUUGGAAGAAGAACCUGAAAGUAAUUGGGAAGAAGAAAAGAAAAAGGCUAUUACAUCAUUAUUAUAUUUUACAUCAUAUGUCGAUAGUUUUUUAUUAAGAAAAAAAGUUGCAGAUAAAAAUCUACCAUUUGGUUUAAACUUUGAUAAUGGUUUUUUAUGUGAUGCUUGUCUUGACUUUAUUUUUAAUUUAAUUCUCUUCAAUAAUGAACAAUAUGUUGAUUAUAUGAAAAAAUAUAAAGUUGUUUUGGUACAAAACAUUAUAAGAGAACAAGAACAAUUAUACGAAAUUGAAAAUAAAAUGCUAAAUAAAUGUAACUAUGUCAUUCUUUUAUCAAAUAUUAUCCAUUUCCAUUGGAAUGUUAUUUUUAUUUCAAAGUAUAGUAAAGAAAUAAUUAUUUUAGAAUCAUUAAAAAGUAAUGAAAAUAUUCAAGAAUAUAAAUCUGUUUUCAAUUUUUUUAAAACUAAUGGAUCAAGAAUAAAAAAAGUUGUUAAAGUUCAAGAUGGUAAAAAUAAUUGUGAAAAUAUUUCAAAUAUUUUAUCUGGUGCCAAUAAUAUUAAAAAAAAUUAUUAUUCGUCUUAUGUUAAAAAUGAAACACAUUGUAAUUCAGUAGUUUCAAAUAAAAGUCAAAAAUCAUAUGAUGAACCUCAUGGUAACAUAAUAAUUGUCUUUCCACCUACCCGUAAUGAAUAUUUUUAA